Messenger RNA from Pocillopora damicornis (cauliflower coral), 1486 nucleotides. RefSeq lists its product as uncharacterized. The record is from RefSeq and is a predicted model, not a curated record. Gene Ontology annotation, molecular function: L-amino acid transmembrane transporter activity. Gene Ontology annotation, biological process: amino acid transmembrane transport. NCBI's taxonomy places the organism in Eukaryota, Metazoa, Cnidaria, Anthozoa, Scleractinia, Pocilloporidae. Gene Ontology annotation, cellular component: vacuolar membrane.
UAGGUUAUCGACGGUCAAAGUUAGAGGACAUUUACAUUUAGUUAUUUUGCGGAGAAUGCAUCAAGAUGAUGGGGCGAGAAGUUCCAUCAAGAUGUUCGCUAAUAUAUUUAUUUCGUUUAUCGGCGCUGGAAUUUUGGGAAUGCCUCACGCUUUUAAAGAGGCGGGAGUUAUCGAAGGAAGCGCGAUCAUGGCAUUGAUUGGUACUCUAAGUGUAAAAGCAAUGCUAUUGAUUAUUGACUGCAAGAAAAAGUUAACAUGGAAGAAAAGGGAUCAUGUUAAGGGAGCUGUAAUUUCAGUGGAUGGAAAGGUUGCUUCAGAGGAGAAGGAAUUAUUAAAGGCAGCUGAAAGUGGAGAAGUAACAGACAAAGUAAUGGAAGAUGGGGUGGAUGAUCUCCUAUUGCAGAGUGCAGCCCAUGAGAUUGAUUAUGGAGAUCUUGGUUUUCAUGCAUUGGGAAAUUCUGGUAGAGCCUUGGUUGAUACAAGCAUAGUAAUUUCUCAGAUAGGGUUUUCUUGUGCAUAUUUAAUCUUUAUCUCUGAUACUCUUAACAACAUGUUGCCAGUUCUCAGCAAACACCAGUAUUUAAUGACUCUACUACCUCCACUUGCAGUUUUGGUAAACUUCAGACAUUUAAAGAAGUUAGCUAUAUUCAGUCUUUUUGCAGAUUUUGCCAAUGUUUUUGCCUACUGUGUAGUCUUUUGGUUUGAUUUUGCACACUUUGAGAAAGUAAAGAUUCACCCACAAAUUGCUAGGAUAAGUGGCCUACCAUUUUUCUUAGGAGUGGCAAUAUAUUGUUACGAGGGGGCAGGAUUAAUAUUGUCAUUGGAAGCAUCCUGUGCAAGAGAUUCACGAGAUAAAUUUAGAUCAGUAUUUAAGCUGACAUUGUUUCUAGUUACAACACUGUAUAUUGCGUUUGGUGUCUGUGGUUACCUGUCUUUUGGAGAAAACACACAGCAAAUGAUCACUCUAAAUUUACCUCUUGGUCCAUUUCCUGCUGUAGUUCAACUUUGUCUUUGUUUCUCAUUAUUUUUUACUUACCCAAUUAUGAUGUUCCCUGUAGUGCUAUUAUUAGAGAAGAAACUUCUUCCAGAUGGAGGGAAAAGCAGCUACUACCAAGGAACUGUUUUACGAGCUUGUGUUGUAGUACUUUCCGGAAUUGUUGUGCUUGUGAUUCCAAACUUCUCCACACUCAUGGCAUUCUUUGGAUCUAGCUGUUGUACUCUGUUAGGAUUUGUUUUACCUGGAAUAUUUCAUCUACGAAUUUUUGAAGGGCAUCUCACCAAAGGAGAAUGGUUUAUUGACAUAUUAAUCAUAUUUCUUGGAUUAGUUGGUGCUGUUAUAGGAACAAGAGACGCUCUUUUAAGGCUGCUGUCUGGCUCCUGACUCUGUAGUGCUUUAUCUGGGACAUAAAACAGAGUUUUUGUUUAUAUGUUUUGAUAACUUAUUCAUCAAAAGCCAAACCAACAAGAAAAUAGGAUGAAAUAAUUU